AUGAGCGGAGAAGACGAUGACCUCAAGUUACAGCGUGCAUCAUCUGCGUUGCUCGCGGAUCUCGAGAAGCUGUUGCUAAAGCUAGUCCGAGGGCGUCAACAUGGGACCACAGCCGCCCCCGUUCGUCAAUUUGUGCGAGAGAUGGACAUGUACCGAGCAUGCGCUCUAAUUGAACCUUUUCAGGAGGAUCCUCAGCUUCUUGAUACGCACCUGAAGAAUCUGCUUCCUCCUCUAGUUGCUGCCUAUCUGGAGUUGCUGCAACCGACAUCCAGAGAGAAAGCAAAGAAAGGCCAGGUCCCUGCCUCGCAUGCGAUAUGUUACAUCAUCAACCUCUUCUGCAAGGUCAGAGGCGAGAAGGUGAUCAAAGGUUUCCUCAACAACGAGCCACGCUACCUCGAGCCGAUCCUGCGAGAAUUCGAGGUCGGAAAGAACUUUCGGAAGGCAGGUGAUGACUCUCUUCCGCAGUCGAUAGUGCCUUGGACGGAACGAUAUGUCCUCCUUCUGUGGCUCUCACACUUACUACUCGCACCUUUCCCACUGGCCUCCAUAUCGGCCCUGCAAUCGUCAGAAGAGACUGCGACAGUGCUAGGCAUUGAACUUCCGGCACAGGCUCCCGGCAUAACACUCCGCGUCCUCAACAUCUGUUUUCAAUGUCUGCAGUCUGCAUCGAAAGAAAGGACAGCUGCUGCGAAACUCCUGGUCACGCUCUGCGUCCGCCCAGAUAUGCAAGAGCUUGGACUGCUGCACGUGCUCGUUGAUUGGGCUCUGUCAUUCUUCUCAAACGCUCUUCAAGACACCUCUGAUAUACAUAGAUGUAUCGGUGUGCUGUCGUUCAUGUCGGGUCUCGUGGCUUCUGCCACUAAUGAGGAAAUUGGCCCGUUCCUUGCACCUGCUUUUCAAGUGUGUCAAAGCAUCUUAUAUCAAGAGAGCCUCACGUUCCUCAAGUCUUCUGCGGUGGCGCGCAAACUGGUGGUCAAGACCAUGCGAAACAUUGUCACACACUGUCUCCAGGCAACGUUGACACCAUCAGGUCUCGAUCCUACGACUGCGCUAGAGGAAUUCGUCGAGGCAGUGUUGGAAGCAGUCGGUGAUGGCGACACACCGGUCCGAUAUGCAGCGAGUAAAGCACUCAGUGUGAUCACCUUAAAACUCGACUCAGAUAUGGCCGAAGAGGUGAUUGAAGCAAUCCUCGGAUCACUGAACGAGAAUGUGUACUGGCAAGGGACCAAGCGCAACUUGAGUGGAGUCAAUACUCUCCGCUGGCACGGCCUGACCCUGACUCUCUCUCACCUGCUGUAUCGAAAAGCCAUACCGACUCAUCAGCUUCCAGACGUACUAAACGCACUUUUGCUGUCACUCAGCUUCGAACAACGAUCACCGACCGGCGGUUCGAUUGGCACCAACGUACGUGACGCUGCUUGCUUCGGUAUAUGGGCUAUGUCUCGCCGCUACUCUACGGAUGAUCUCCUGGCAGUACAGACUUCAUCCAUACGGGCAUCCAAGCAUCGACCAGAUAUGUCCGUGCCUCAGACACUGGCGAUAGAGCUAGUCGUUGUUGCCUGUUUCGACCCAGCGGGCAAUAUCCGUCGAGGGUCAUCUGCAGCAUUGCAGGAGCUUAUCGGUCGUCAUCCGAAUACCAUACACGAGGGUAUUCCACUUGUUCAGGCCGUCGACUUCCACGCGGUCGGUCUCCGCCAGCGAGCCAUGUGCGACGUAGCAGUCAAGGCCGGUGAUCUACAUCCAUUGUACUGGCAAGCUCUGUUCGAAGCCUCACUGGGAUGGCGAGGAACGGGUGCGCUGGAUUCUGAUUCGCGUCUUUUCGCCGCCAGAUCGAUAGGUUUACUAUCGAUAAGCCAGAUGCUCCCCAUGGUACAACAGAUGAUCGAUCAGAUAUGCAGCCAGCUGAAGACACUACGACCUCGGGAGGUUGAAGAGCGUCAAGGGCUUGUGGCAGCCCUAGCAGCACUUUUGGAAGUUUCAAAUCAUCCAGAGGCACCUUCAAAAUCCACUCGACAGGCAGCCUUCACGCAUCUAUGGCACCUAUUUGACCAUCAGCUCAAACUUGAGGAUAGAUCUUUCACCGCACCGUCAAUGCGGCCCGAGUAUACAGCUGCAUCUUAUUGCACCUUAAUUGCAGCUCUUGUUCGUGCUAUUAGAACAGUACCAAGGAACGAGUGGGUUUGUGAAGUGCCUGUGGCCGAGAUCAUUCGUAUCGUCAAUUUGUGUCUUGCGCGUCACGAAGAGACUGUGUUGGAAGCGAUUGCCGAUGUUUCUGGUGAAGUUCUCACAAUCCUGCAGCACGUCAGUUCAGAUCUUGCGGAGUCCUUGGUAACCACGUGGUUGACGAAGCUUGAGAAUGGGAACUCGUACGGCGGGCUCCGAUGUCCUGGCCAUGUAAUCGCGCUCGGGUCUGCUUAUGGUGUAUCGAUGUGUUCUUUGGGUGGCACGGCUACAGAGCUGCGUACGCGCAUCCUGCAGACAAUCACGUUCAGGUGUACCGCAGCGGUAGCGAUCGAAGCGAGAACGGUAUCUUUGAGAGCGCUGAAUACUCUACUGAAGACCUGCCAGGAGUUUACGAAGGAUGACCAAGCGCCCAGAGCAGCCGAUGUCAAAGACCGAAUAGCGAGUGCGCUGCACAUAGCCCUGAACGACUACACGGUCACCGAGCGGGGUGAUGUAGGCUCGCUUGUGCGGCUGGAGGCUCUCAAUGCUGUUCGAACAGCAGGGGAAGCCAAUCUGUUCCACGACCAGGCAGCUGAGACAGACCUUCUGAUAUACGCAGAUGUUGUGCGUUUAUCAUUGGAGAAGUUGGACAAGGUCAGGGCACGAGCAGCGGCUAUCAUCGCUGGGGGCCUCCUUGCUAGGCAGUCUAUGAUUGUGACCGCAGCAGCUGACGAUGUCUCUUCACGAGCCUACUUCCGAGAAGCCCUGGAUGCGAUGAAAACGACCGACUCGCCUGCGAUAAGAGAGGCCAUCUGUCAAGGUCUCGUUGGCUCGGCCGGCAUGGCAUCCGAGUCGGUUGUGCAAAACUGCAGAGACGCGUUGCUGGACUUUACUGAAGCAUUGCCCCUGAUCACCAAUCUAGUGAGCAAGGAGAUGUCGCUAGUGGACUUUGCCACAUGCUUGGUGGAGUUGCUCAAGAAAGAGCUCCAGAACGACAGAGUCUUGCUCCCACUGCUCGAAGGAUUGGCGUUUCUUUUCGAUAUGCGGGUCAUGCACCGCCUCGAAUCCACAAACUUCAGCUUUCGAACACUUCUGUCAUAUACCCAAAAGGCUCACUUCAAGUCCACGCAUAUACAAAAACUGCACCUUGCGCUUGAUGUAUAUCGAGGACUUGGUACGAUCCCAGCAACUCGUGCAGACACUCUUGCUAAAGUAACAAGUAUGCUCUUGCAUCCGUUCCCCAAGAUCCGGAUCACUGCGGCAGAGACUCUGUGGAUACUGACUCAAGAAGACACCUUGAAGUUGCAAGACUGGAGCUUGCCCUCGAAAAGCUUGAAACCGGCAGUCGAUGCUAUCAAGCAGCGUCAGAGAGGCGUGGCGCAAGCCUGA
Messenger RNA from Didymella exigua CBS 183.55, 3552 nucleotides. RefSeq names its product beta-tubulin cofactor d. The record is from RefSeq and is a predicted model, not a curated record. Gene Ontology annotation, biological process: tubulin complex assembly; microtubule cytoskeleton organization; post-chaperonin tubulin folding pathway. Lineage: Eukaryota; Fungi; Ascomycota; Dothideomycetes; Pleosporales; Didymellaceae. Bases 1 to 3552 code for a protein of 1183 amino acids. The transcript has 4 exons. Gene Ontology annotation, molecular function: beta-tubulin binding; GTPase activator activity.